Messenger RNA from Triplophysa rosa, 1324 nucleotides. RefSeq lists its product as uncharacterized. NCBI's taxonomy places the organism in Eukaryota, Metazoa, Chordata, Actinopteri, Cypriniformes, Nemacheilidae. The coding region runs from base 408 to 1214 and encodes 268 amino acids. The record is from RefSeq and is a predicted model, not a curated record. The transcript has 2 exons.
UGCAUUACACAGAAGCUUGCUUGAAAAUAUAACUCCACGCCCCCCUUAAAUCUUCAAGUAAGCUUGCAUGCAUUACACAGAAGCUUGCUUGAAAAUAUAACUCCACGCCCCCCUUAAAUCAUCAAGUAAGAUUGCAAGCAUUACACAGAAGCUUGCUUGAAAAUAUAACUCCACGCCCCCCUUAAAUUUUCAAGUAAGCUUGCAAGCAUUACACAGAAGCUUGCUUGAAAAUAUAACUCCACGCCCCCUUACAUCUUCAAGUAAGCUGGCAUGCAUUGCACAGAAGUUAUUUAAUAGCAAAACCCUCUGCUCUCAGCUUCACAGUGUUCACAGACUUCUUGGAAAGUGCAUCGCUGCUGCUAGUUUCAUUGUUUUGCUUCCGAUUUAUUUUUGAAUUUGGAUUAAUCAUGCCUGUUGAGUGCUGCCCGGUCUGCUUUCGGAUGUACGUGAGGCUUAGCCAGCAUCUAGUGGUGUUCCACAGGGUGCAGAACAAGGACGAGAGGAAGCUUCUGCUUUCGCUGGUGUCCGGACGAGUGAAUGUCCGCGAGGGCAUUUGCCCUCUUCCGGGCUGUGGAAAGGAGACCACCAGGUUAGACCGGCACAUAAAGGUCCACACCGAGCUCUCCAGUGGAGCGCAGGAGGAUGCUCUGAGGGACAUUAAAAGGAAAAAAGUUUUGAAAGAAUUGGCUGUGCUCAGGGAGUCAAAUCCUACUGUUCCCAUGGUCUCCAUUCUGGACUUACAGGCGGACGAUGACCAGUUGUCUGAGCUGGAAGAUCAUGUGGUGCCUCAAGAUUGUGAGGAGGAAAAGGAGGCUGAGAGGAGUUUGUGUAACAGCCCACGUUGCAAGAAGAGAGGAGAGCGGUUCAAAGCGGAGAUUGCUGAUCUGAACAAACAGGUGGACACUUUGACCGAGACUGUUCGUGAUCUCACGCGGAGAUACAGAAAUCUAAAAAACAGGUCUUCUGGAGCUCCUCAAGCUGCGGGAAGGAUAAGGCAGAUAACAAAAAGACUCCUCUCCUCUCUUGGGCCCGAAGAUGAGGACAAGGAUGAUGCACCUGUCGACCCAGAAGAAAAUCCUCUUCCCCAGAGGCGCUCACCCCAGCCUACCACCAGUCAGCAGGCCAUCGCCAGAGGGGAGUCAUCAGCUCAUCAGAGGAAUGAAGAGAGAAGCCUGCCUCAUUACCCCGACCAUGUGUCUGUACUGAGUGAGUAACCUUUGCUUUUUUUAUAUUUUCUUACAUGUGUAACUUAUUUGAUGUGGCUAACGUAGGUGUAUAACGGACAUUACAUGUGUAACUUAUUUGAUGUGGCUAACGUAGGUUU